AUGCCAACCAACCACCCCCACUCCCCCUUUUACAAAGCCCUCAACACCCCUCCCAGCCCAACGCACCACGGCUUCCCCCAAGACAGGGAGCCCCCCUACCAUGCCCUCCCAAUAACCCACCUCAAAGACCUCACACUCACAGCCAUGUGCGCCCCCUGCUUCAACCUCUAUCUAGACCUCUACAGCAAAUUCCCCGUGCGCGCCCAAACCCUCGACAAGCACGGCCGUCACAAGAACAAACACCCCUACCUCUUCACACGGCACUUCCCCUCGGACUCGAAAACAGAGUCGCAGAUCCAGCUCAUGCUCGACCUGCUCCGUCUCGGGCUGCAGCAUGCCUUUCCGAAGACGGCGGCGCAGAUAGGCGUUGAUUCGACGGUGACGACGUAUAACAGGUCGUUGAGUUUUGUGGCGCUGAGUGUUGUUGUGGAUUUUCCGGAAAAGGUUGCUGUUAAUGAGACGGUGUUGCACGUGCUUUUUGGGAUGGAGGAGAGUCAAGGUUGGGAGGUUUUAGAUUUCAGGGGGGCCGUUGAGAAGUUUUGUGAGUGUGGUGGGAAAAGUGGGAAGUGGGGGAAGGGGUCUUGUAUGUUGAGGGAGUGGGUUUUGUAG
This is a messenger RNA of Aspergillus calidoustus, 609 nucleotides long. NCBI's taxonomy places the organism in Eukaryota, Fungi, Ascomycota, Eurotiomycetes, Eurotiales, Aspergillaceae. The record is from the annotation of a GenBank genome assembly.